Molecule: messenger RNA, 579 nt
Organism: Cordyceps militaris CM01
Lineage: Eukaryota; Fungi; Ascomycota; Sordariomycetes; Hypocreales; Cordycipitaceae
Exons: 5
Coding region: 1-579 (192 amino acids)
Source: RefSeq, a predicted model, not a curated record
AUGGCGCUGCCGGCAGUUGUCACGACGCAGCGCCGAGCCAUACCAGCCCAUUCGUUUCUCUUUGCUCGUAUUCUACUCGUCACCGUUAUUGAAAUGGCAUCGCGUCCUGAAGGCACUUGGCCGGCCGUCCGCUGCGCAUGCAAACCAUACAAGCCCCUGCAAACAAAGCGCCGCCCCUGCUUGCACCGAGCCAACGAGAUUCCCGUGCACAUCGCGACGGGUGACGAGUCGAAGCGCAGUCACAUCGUGACAAGACGGCAAUGCUUGGAAGCUCCGGGCGCUCUAUUAACCGCACACCCUCUUGCCUCGGCAUAUCAUCCGAUUGUACAGUCGACGUCGCAGCCGUCACCUUGGCUGGGAAGGGGAGGGGGCACGUCUCAUCUUGAUACGCAAAACUUGCCGCCAGAGCUGCCGCUAGUGCAAGUGGCUGAUCACGCAGACGUCGACUACUGGCCGUGGUCGCCCUCGGAGAAUCUGAGCCACACCACACGAUUUAUCAAGUCAUUGGGCUGCCAUCAGCUGUCCGUGUUGGCCAGCAGCGGCCACAAUGCCUUCGUUACGAAUACGCACAACAUGUGA